Mastomys coucha (southern multimammate mouse) is the source of this 3372-nucleotide messenger RNA. It is a transcript of the gene Sertad4, whose product is annotated as SERTA domain containing 4. The record is from RefSeq and is a predicted model, not a curated record. Gene Ontology annotation, cellular component: nucleus. The transcript has 4 exons. NCBI's taxonomy places the organism in Eukaryota, Metazoa, Chordata, Mammalia, Rodentia, Muridae. The coding region runs from base 315 to 1451 and encodes 378 amino acids.
GCGAUCUGGCAGAGCGGAGGGAGGCGGGGAGCGCGCUUGUCAGGUUCCCUCUCGCCCCGGGGGCAUCCAGCAGAGCCGGGCUCGGAAAUCCGCGGGGAAAUGGCAAACAGGAUUGACGGGUUUCUCGCGCUCCUCGCCAGACACAGCGGCUCAUUUCCAUAACCGUCUGCGGCGGCGGCGGCGGGACCUGCGGGGACCUCGGCCGCCGCGCACCGGGCCACGCCGACUGGGCCUGGGAGGCGCGUGGGCAGCGGCGGCCGCGCGGAGGACGGCGGCGGCUGGAGCGCGGGGCGCGCGAUCUAAGGCUGUUAGAGAUGACGCUGGUUCUGUCCAUGAAUAGAUUCUGCGAGCCCAUUGUCUCAGAAGGAGCUGCUGAGAUUGCCGGGUACCAAACACUAUGGGAGGCUGACAGCUAUGGAGGUGCGAGCCCCCCGGGGCCAGCACAGGUUCCUUCUCAGGGAGACCGGGGAGCCAGCUCACAACUGGCAGGAUCACAUUACAGGGGAAUUCCAAAUCCUAUAAGCACACCCAAGGUCACCUACUUCAAGAGGAAGUAUGCAGAAGAGGACGAUCUUCACCCACCACUCGGCAGCUGCAGCCAUAAAACCAUCUCCAUUUUCGAGGAGCGAGCACAUAUCCUUUACAUGUCCCUGGAGAAGCUCAGGUUCAUCGAUGACCCAGAGGUGUACCUGCGAAGGUCUGUUCUUAUCAACAACCUGAUGAAGAGGAUCCAUGGGGAGAUUGUCAUGCAGAACAGCUGGUGCCUCCCUGCCUGCUCCCUCGGUGGAACCUCCGCCCAAGAGUGGUUCCUGGCUCAAGACUGUCCUUACCGGAAACGGCCCCGGGUGGCCAAAGAGGAAUGGGAAAAGAUCCACACUUGCUGUUUUUACCAGGAGUGUGGCGGUCACUGCCUGAACCUACCCUUCUCUGUCAAUUCUAGUGUUGGAAGCUCUUCGGCUGCUGCGGUGGCCUCAUCUGCCUCUUCCUCCCCAUCCACCUCUUCUCCAUCCUCCCCAUCCUCCUCCUCCUCUUCCUCUCCCUCCUCUUCCUCCUCCUCCUCCUCUUCCUCCUCCUCCUCCUCUUCCCCUCUCCCUUUGCCUAGUUGCUCCCACCAUGUAGACUUUGACAUAGGCAGUGCACCUAUUUACAAGAGCCAAAUACCUGCCAACGAAAUCUUUGUCACUAACAUUAGGUCGCUUGGUGUCCAGGAAAAAGUCAAAUUCAACAACGAUGGGAAAGUAAGUCAUGAAACCAACAGAGAUGGUGAUGCCCUUGGUCAAGAACCUGUGGGAAACGACCUUGAUUUUGAGUGCAAGGGCCAAUUUUACGAUUAUUUUGAGACUGGAUAUAAUGAGAGAAACCGUGCGAGUGAGUCUUGGAAAAAGUCUUUGAGGAAAAAGGAGCUUUCCCCGAGCAACAAACUGUGCUGCAGCAGAGGGGGUAAAAUGUGAUGUCCCCCACUGGCGCAGAAGCACGCACAGCAUGAUCAGUUUUUACUUUGGAUUUUGUAGUUUUGUACAACCGAUAAAAUCAUGCAGUGAACACCACGCUGGGUUGUUUCACUGCCUGGAGAGCAGAUUGCACAAAACAUCUGUACAGUAGGCAUCCACAAGCCACUUAUUAAUGUGAUUUUUGCCAAGGAAAGCCAACUUCAUGUUUCAAAGUAUAUCUUAGUUUUCUUUUAAAAAAAAAUCAGUAGAGUAGAUAGAAGACAACAUGCCCUUGUUAUAUUCCCACUGCCCUCCAAGGAGCCUGCCGCUAGCCAAGUUCAACAUGUUUGCCAGUUAAUUAGGUAGUUACUUGGUAAACAAAUCAAUAUAACCAGCAGAGGUGCGUGCUUCGAAGUGAUACAGUAUUUUUCUUUCCUGAGUAAAGGACUGGAGACAGGAAGCUAGAUAAAGUGGUUUCAUGAGCUGUGACAUGUUUGUACUGGACAGGUUGGGGCGAAAUGGAGCGCACCUGGCACGACAGCCAUCUAGGAUCUGUGGAGACAGUUCCCUACAAGCUCCUAACUUCCCUGUGAUGAGUAGUGGGUGGCUAGAGAGGUGGUGUACAGGGCCAUCUCUGAUGGGGUGAUGAGAGGUGGCAUACAGGGCCAUCUCUAUUGGGGUGGCUAGAGAGGUGGCAUACAGGGCCAUCUUGGUGAUGGAGUGGCUAGAGAAGUGGUGUACAGAGCCAUCUCUGAUGGGGUGGUAGAGAGGUGGCAUACAGGGCCAUCUCUUACAGAGUGAUAGGGAGGUCGCAUAUGGGGUAGCUAGAAAGGUGGCAUACAGGGCCAUCUUGGUGGUGGGGUGAUAGGUGGCAUACGGGGCCACCUUGGGUGCCUUACUUUAUCUUAAUUUUUGCCAGUGUGAAAAUUAAAGAUGAAUCAGAGUUACAGCAGGGAUUUGACAAAACACAGGGUGGAUCCAUGCAGUUUAGAAACUUAACUUUGAACUAUCAAGUUCAACUUUCGAGUUACCCUCCCCAUUUUUCCUUUGUUUAUGACGCCCAGCGGCUGUGGGUCUGAUCUUUUGGGGUAGAGAUGGAAGAGACAAUGCAGAAGGUCAUCAGGAGCAGAGAAAGCUGCCUGGGUUCUCUCUGGCAACAAGCGGCUGCUGGGUCUGGGCCCUUCCAGCUUUGGGCUGUUUUGUUUCCUUGUCCAGUGACAUUCACAGCCCGUGGCAUGCGUUCUAUUUUGACCUGUUUUUGCAUCAUUUCAUGCGUUUAGACUCUUAAGAGCAUGUGGUUUCUAUAUACGACUUUUGCUGUUGAUUGAGAAGCACAAUGUUAAUAGAUUACGUGGUGAUCAAUACGUUUUAUCUUAAAGAAUGUAAAGGUUUGUAGGUUGCAGAACGUUAUUUUGGAGAAAUGGGGCUCGCUCGUCAUUGGUACUGUGUAUUUGGCCAACACACUACUCAACGAUACCUUGAGUUUGCACAUUGUCAGGUGUCCUAAGUGGUAACUCUGGAACAGCCCCACCAGCUCCUUAUGAACUCCUCCCAUCUCCAAGGCCAAGGACUGGUCUGGGUGACGUGGGUUUCUCAAAACAAUUAUUUACAGGAACCAAAUGCCAAAAGGAAGAAAUAGGUAAGUUCUCCCACUUUCUCCAAGAUGAAGCUCUUUAAUUAUUGCUAUUAAUAUUAAAUAGGUCUCAUUCAUACAGUGUAUGAGUAGAUCAUUUGGGCAAUUGUCCACAAGGACCAAUUUUUAAAAGAUGUUCCUGUGUUAUGGCUGAAUAGUCUAGUAAUGUCUCGUCCUUUAUUUUCAAUAUUUGAUGAACAUUUUGGUGUUGAAAACUUAGCUGAUAGAUGCUUGUACAUGACUGUGUUGUAAUAUAGUGAAGUUUUCUUGAUAUAUAUUUAUUAAAAUGAUCAAAAUUCAUUACGUUCU